UGAGACAUGAGACUGUGAAAGAGACAAGAGGCACAGACAGAAACAGAGACAGAGACUGAGACAUGAGACUGUGAAAGAGACAUGAGGCAGAGACGGAAACAUGAGGCAGAGACGGAAACAUGAGGCAGAGACAGGCCUGGCAGGAGGUCGUUGUGUCUGACAAGCAUUCUGCCCUCACGUCACCCUUGAGGGGUGUAUGUGCGUACUUGCGUGCAUGUGGCGUGUCCUUGCAAGCGUUAAUGCAUGUCGUGUGUAGGGACACAUUAAAGAGAUCUUUCACAAGAAUUAUGAAAUCAACAUCUUGGGAUGGGGCUGGCUAAAUGUUCUUCUUAAGCAAUUCACUACCCCCCCUCCCAAUCCCAGUCCAAGCCCUAAACCACUCAGGACAGUACGUCUAAAGCUGCCCAUAACCAGACACUGCUGUUUGUCAGAGUUGUGUAACACUAGUGAAAUCCCAUUUGGAACGUGAUAAGCAUGUAUGUCCAGGCUGAUAGUGUCAUGCUCCAGUCAUUGGGUCCAUUCUCUGUAUUUCACUUUUUCUGCAGAGAAAGUGUCUGUUGGCUGAUUGGAGGAAAAUGGGGUUUCCUAGUGGCAUGUUGUAGGUCAGGAUACUGCCGUUGCUUUGCUGAUAGUUCACUUAGGUUGAGAGAGUCUCAGAUGAAUAAAGUUUGCGCCGAGGUUGAGAGAUAUAAAGAUACCAGGGUUUCUUUCGGCGGACCAUCCGCCUCAAGCUGGAAUAUGACAAGUGUGAACGCCGAUGUAAGAUCCUGAAGAAGAACCGGAACAAAUGCCAAUACUGCCGCUUCCAGAAGUGCCUGUCUGUGGGCAUGUCCCACAAUGCGAUCCGUUUUGGUCGGAUGCCCCAGUCAGAGAAGCUGAAGCUGAAGGCAGAGAUCCAGACGGGGGACAGGGAGGUGGAGGACCCCGAGCAAGCUGACCAGAAGACCCUGGCCAGGCACAUCUAUGAGGCCUACCUCAAAAACUUCAACAUGAACAAGGCCAAAGCCCGCACCAUCCUCACCGGAAAGACCAGCACUCCACCAUUUGUCAUCCACGACAUGGAUACCCUCCAGCUGGCAGAGCAGACCCUCGUUGCCAAGAUGGUGGGCACGGCUGGGGGCCAUCUGCUGGAGAAGGAGGCUGAGGUCCGCAUCUUCCACUGCUGCCAGUGCACCUCUGUGGAGACGGUCACAGAGCUGACUGAGUUCGCCAAGUCUGUCCCCGGCUUCUCCAGCCUGGACCUGAACGACCAGGUGACUCUGCUGAAGUAUGGAGUGUACGAGGCGCUGUUCGCCCUGCUGGCCUCAUGUAUGAACAAGGACGGCCUCCUGGUGGCCUACGGAUCGGGAUUCAUCACCAGGGAGUUUCUCAAGAGUCUGAGGAGGCCCUUCAGCGACAUGAUGGAACCCAAGUUCCAGUUCGCCAUGAAGUUCAACGGGCUGGAGCUGGAUGACAGUGACCUGGCCCUGUUUGUGGCCGCCAUCAUCUGCUGUGGAGACCGUCCCGGCCUGGUGAACGUUGGCCACAUUGAGCGCAUGCAGGAGAACAUUGUUCAGGUGCUGCGGCUCCACCUGCUGGCCAACCACCCAGACGACACCUUCCUCUUCCCCAAGCUGCUGCAGAAACUGUCCGACCUCCGGCAGCUGGUCACCGAGCACGCUCAGUUGGUCCAGGAGAUCAAGAAAACAGAGGACAUGUCACUCCACCCCUUGCUGCAGGAGAUCUACAGAGACAUGUACUGAGACACUGAGCCCAGAGAGGAGGGUGGGGGCUGGGUCACACACCCUCCUCACCCUCCAUCUUGGGGACAUGUACUGAGUCUAGAAAGGAGGUUGCCCUCCAUUUUGGGGACACAUGCGUGAACAGUCUCUCUGAAUAGUCCCACCAUGAAAGGAUUGGACCACUGGACCCCCAGAUGCAGGGUUGCUCAUCUUUCAGACAGGACCGGUCAGGACAAUAGGACUAUAUUCUGGGCACCUGUAGUGGGGUCCACUACUCCCACAGGGACCUAUAGGGUCAUAUUACCUGUGUGGAUGGGCAAUGUGAAGCUGAACUGAGUGUCCUGUUCCGGUGUUUGUCCUAACUAGAGAACAUGUAUUGGGCUGGGUUUAGACACCUUUGGCCAACGUCAGAAAUAAGUACACGGAUCAAAUAAUCAAUUGCUUGUUUAGAUAACAGUGGCUGUGUUUAGACAGGCAGCCCAAUUCUGAUAUUUUUUUCACUAAUUGGUCUUUUGACCAAUCAGAUCAGCUCUGAAAAAGAUCUGAUAUGAAAAGAUCUGAUGUGACUGGUCAAAAGACCAAUUAGUGGGAAAAAGAUCAGAAUUGGGCUGCCUGUCUAAAUGCAGCACAUGAUUAAGUCAGACUAUUGCCACAAGAGUCCCUGCUAGAGGGCAUCUCUUUCCUAUACGGUACACACAUCUCUGACCUAAUCAGGCCCUUGAGUGUUGAACAGCAGGACGUAUCGACAGAAUCACCACUCCAGCAGUAUCUUUAUAACUAUGUCAUUUUGUAACUAACUUCAGAGUGAGAGAAAAGAAUGAUAAUGUUGCACACCUAUUUUGCAGUAAAGACACCCAAGCGACUUCAAUGCCGAAUACAGACUUCAGAUGUGAGUGACUGUGUCUCCCUGUAAGGCAGCUUUUUAGCGAUUGGAUGUUCUCCCCCAGUGAGGUUAUGGGAUUGCAUGGUCAAUAAGGUCCUCAUGAGGUUCUGUCUCUCUCACUGCCGGUGUGUGUGUCUCUCCUAUAUUCAGUUUCCUAACACUGUACCAGGUUACUGUCCCUCAGAUGUGGCUGCAGAGGCUCAAAAUCCAACUCACAGUACAAGUAAAUAUAA
Oncorhynchus mykiss (rainbow trout) is the source of this 2837-nucleotide messenger RNA. RefSeq names its product peroxisome proliferator-activated receptor alpha. Gene Ontology annotation, cellular component: nucleus. Gene Ontology annotation, molecular function: DNA-binding transcription repressor activity, RNA polymerase II-specific; RNA polymerase II cis-regulatory region sequence-specific DNA binding; nuclear receptor activity. The record is from RefSeq and is a predicted model, not a curated record. Gene Ontology annotation, biological process: negative regulation of inflammatory response; positive regulation of fatty acid metabolic process; positive regulation of transcription by RNA polymerase II. NCBI's taxonomy places the organism in Eukaryota, Metazoa, Chordata, Actinopteri, Salmoniformes, Salmonidae.